This is a messenger RNA of Vicia villosa (hairy vetch), 800 nucleotides long. Its product is annotated as small ribosomal subunit protein eS25y-like. Gene Ontology annotation, cellular component: cytosolic small ribosomal subunit. The coding region runs from base 207 to 617 and encodes 136 amino acids. The record is from RefSeq and is a predicted model, not a curated record. Gene Ontology annotation, molecular function: structural constituent of ribosome. The transcript has 3 exons. NCBI's taxonomy places the organism in Eukaryota, Viridiplantae, Streptophyta, Magnoliopsida, Fabales, Fabaceae.
CCUCUCAUCACUCGCCUCUCCUUCUUAAAACGAAAACCCUCACACGACAUACUCUCUCCAUCUUCAAACGAACGGUGGCCAACCCCUCAUUCUUCUCUUUCUCAGAUGCGGCGGUGGUGGAUACACUCCCUUUUAAACCCUCAAACCCUAAUUCUAUUACAUUUGCGGCGCUGUAGAACUCUCUUCACUCUACGGUCGUAUCCAUAAUGUUUGUUGACAAACCCUUCUCCCACUUCUCUGACGGCUUCCACCACCUCGGUCAUUCCAAUUUCCAAACCCUAAUGGCACCUAAGAAGGAGAAGGCACCGCCACCGUCGUCAAAGCCGGCGAAAUCCGGAGGAGGAAAACAGAAGAAUAAGAAAUGGAGCAAGGGUAAGCAAAAGGAAAAGGUCAAUAACAUGGUCUUGUUAGACCAAGGCACCUACGAUAAGCUUCUUACUGAAGCUCCCAAGUACAAACUCAUCACUCUGUCUGUUCUCUCCGAUCGUCUACUUCUCACUGAAAUUAAUGGAUCUUUGGCACGUCGUGCGAUCAAGGAUUUGAUGGCGAGAGGUUUGAUUAGGUUUGUUUCUACUCAUGCUAGCCAACAGAUUUACACUAGAGCCACUAAUACAUAAGCGGUUUGAGGUGUUUAUUUAUUUUUCAGAUUUUGUUUAGGGAAAUAUUAUGAGGACGAGUUGGUUUACAUGUUAUUUUAUUGCUUCGGUUUAUUUUGCUUAAGACUGUUAAAAUUUUGUUUUUGAUUAAUGAUGACUAGUUAAAUUUGGGCGAAUAUCUCUAACAGUUUUGAUUAAUGUGGU